CUUAUUUUUUAUUAUUAUUAUUCACCAUAUUCACAAUAUUCAGUUAUGGCAUGUCACUUCUUGGAACUGCAGUACUGCCCAGCUCCUGUUUCUGUCCUGUCCAACCAGUCCCACGUGAAGGAAAGCCAGCAUAGCACGUUGAAAAUGCCUCUGGCCAGAGACCUCCUCCACCCUACUAUUGAACAUGAGAGAAGACAACAUAAAAAGAAAAGACUUGUUCAGAGUCCUAACUCUUACUUUAUGGACGUAAAGUGCCCAGGCUGCUACAAGAUCACCACAGUGUUCAGCCAUGCCCAGACGGUGGUACUUUGUGUGGGAUGCUCAACUGUGUUGUGUCAGUCAAAAGGGGGAAAGGCCAGACUGACAGAGGGUUGCUCUUUCCGGAGGAAGCAGCACUAAAAAGGGACUGCACAUUCGUAAUCAUGUCUGUAAUUAAGCCACGCCGUUUCAAAAGCCCUUAUUUUUUCCAUUGAAAUAUAGCUGUGGAUUCACUAAUGGUUCUGUCACUGUACAGAUGUCCAACUUUUAUGAUAAAUUUUAAAAUGCAAGAUAAAA
Molecule: messenger RNA, 555 nt
Organism: Etheostoma cragini (Arkansas darter)
Lineage: Eukaryota; Metazoa; Chordata; Actinopteri; Perciformes; Percidae
Gene: rps27l
Product: ribosomal protein S27 like
Exons: 4
Coding region: 46-399 (117 amino acids)
Biological process (GO): ribosomal small subunit assembly; translation
Cellular component (GO): cytosolic small ribosomal subunit; ribosome
Molecular function (GO): structural constituent of ribosome; RNA binding
Source: RefSeq, a predicted model, not a curated record